Molecule: messenger RNA, 792 nt
Organism: Grosmannia clavigera kw1407
Lineage: Eukaryota; Fungi; Ascomycota; Sordariomycetes; Ophiostomatales; Ophiostomataceae
Exons: 1
Coding region: 1-792 (263 amino acids)
Source: RefSeq, a predicted model, not a curated record
AUGCCGACCGAUGCCAAAGUUGCUGAGAUGAUCGAACGCAUGUCAGAUGUGAUGACUAAAGUAAGGGGCGAUCGUCCAGGGAGUCCCAUGAGCACUUUUCGGCAGACGCUUUUAGCCCUGGCUAUGGACUGUGGCAUUGAUUGGAUUAGGCGCUUUCCUGAUGUCAUGAGCACUGGCACGAACGGGACACAGCCUUGGAUGCAUGGAGAGCUCGGAGGGACUCACAACAGUGACGUCACAGCGGCUGCAACCCAGCUACUCUCCUACCUGAACAUCCAAGAGGGUGACAGCCGCAGAAAUGACUACCUAGAAGUGACGAUCCGCUUCGUCGCCUGCAUUCUGGAUGACAGGCUGAAGUUCCUGACUCUCAUGCCUCGCCGUAUCCAGACGGGGCCCGACGACUGGGCCAUCACUGCAGCUCCGUCUAACCGGUCAUGGAUUGCCGUCCCGGUCGUACUGGCCAGCCAGCCGCUGUGGCAGAAACGGGCAUGGGUUGUUGAGCCCUUUGAUCCUGACGCCGAGCCUGAGCGACCAGAGGAGCAUCUUCCAGAUCCAGUGCAGGCAGCGAUGAGCGAUCGCAUUGCCGAGGACAUCUUCCCCGUCUUAACUUCAGACUACGCCGAUAGGCGGUCCACAUGGAGGCUCAGAAAAGAGCAGGAAUUUUUCGGCUGUGGGCCGCUCGUCGCUGAUAACAACUCUGCAAUGAUCCUGUUGAAGAAACAGAAAGUGUACGGAGUUGAGGACUAUAACUGGGCUGAGAUCAAGAAAAUCAGCCAGAGAGCAGAAUCGUAG